Molecule: messenger RNA, 1068 nt
Organism: Hyla sarda
Lineage: Eukaryota; Metazoa; Chordata; Amphibia; Anura; Hylidae
Product: taste receptor type 2 member 4-like
Exons: 1
Coding region: 1-1068 (355 amino acids)
Biological process (GO): sensory perception of taste; G protein-coupled receptor signaling pathway; detection of chemical stimulus involved in sensory perception of bitter taste
Cellular component (GO): membrane
Molecular function (GO): G protein-coupled receptor activity; bitter taste receptor activity
Source: RefSeq, a predicted model, not a curated record
AUGGAGAUGAUAGGCUGGAAAACCCUACAGCCAAAUGAAGGAAAAUUUGAAACAAGAAAACUAGAGAAAAAGGAUUUAAAGAUAAAAUCUGAAGCAUUGAGAGACUUUGCUUUUGAGUUGUUGACACGUUCUAUAAUAGAGACCAUUGACAUGGAGUUGAGUGCCAUUUUGUUCUUAUCAUUUGACAUUGUAGGUUUAUGUUCUGGAAUAUUCUUCAAUAUGUUCAUCUCAGUCGUCAGCUACAGAACUUGGCUUCACCAUCAUGGACUUCACCACCCACGAGGCCUCCUGCUCUUCUGUCUUGGAUUGUCCAGCUCAAUACAUGAAGUUUAUGUGCUUUUUUACACCAUGUCCGCUUAUAUCUGGCCUAAGGAGUUCUUAUCCAUCACAGUCUGUAUGAUUUUAGCACAAUGUCUAUUCCCAUUUUUCAGCUUUUUCCCUACGUGUCAGAUCUCGUUGCUGUGCAGCUUCUACUGUAUUAAACUUGUCUCCUUCCAGCACUGGAUCCUCAAGGUCCUGAAGUCGCGGCUUCCAUCUGUUCUUCCCUGGAUAAUAGCCGGCACUCUAGUGAUAUCCGGUAUGGUGAUGGUCACUUUGCUCGGUGUCAUCUUCAUCUCAGUCCCUGUAGAUAACAGUGAGAAUAACACUUUAUACUGUAGGAGAAUCAAUGACACCUACUUUGAUCAAAUAAUGAACAUUACAAAUAGUUUCAACAUCUUGGCUUUUUUCCCGUUUUACCUCAUCCUGGUGUCUCUGAGUUGUACGGUCAGCGCUCUGGUCCGGCACAUACGGAGGGUGCAGGGAACAUUGAGCCUGGACAGAUCCCACCUGGACGCUCAUCUUCAUGCAGUCACCACCAUGAUCCUGCUCCUAGCACUGAACAUGUCAUUCUAUGGAUCUAAAUUGUUUAUAGAAUGGAAUGAUCAGCCUUCCCCUUUAAUUGUUGUUUGUUGGAUCAUAUUUAUCCUUUUUUAUCCUCUCCUGGCUCUUACUUUAAUCUACAGAACUAAGAUACUAUAUAGUUACUUUAUCUGUUGUCUUCAUAGAAGAAGCUCGGAGGAGAUGUGA